Paramecium tetraurelia is the source of this 675-nucleotide messenger RNA. RefSeq lists its product as uncharacterized. Gene Ontology annotation, cellular component: central plaque of spindle pole body. The transcript is spliced from 3 exons. Gene Ontology annotation, molecular function: calcium ion binding; enzyme regulator activity. NCBI's taxonomy places the organism in Eukaryota, Ciliophora, Oligohymenophorea, Peniculida, Parameciidae. Gene Ontology annotation, biological process: spindle pole body organization. The record is from RefSeq and is a predicted model, not a curated record.
AUGAAUAGAAAUCAAUCCAGAUAAUAGUCAGCAGCUUAACCAACAUAAUAAGCAUCAAAAACUCAACCUCCUCCCCCAGCUUAAGCACCUGCUAAAGGAAAGGGUCCUGCUCCUGCUUAAUAGGCUGUUUAACAACAACCAGGAGGAUUUGAUGCAUCCAAAUAUGUUAAGCCAGGACUUAGCAAGGAGGAAGUUUUAAAAAUAAAGGAGUGUUUUGAUAUCUUUGAUGAUGACAAGAGCGGAUCUAUUUCUCCAAAUGAGAUGAAAAAUGCCAUCAUCGCAUUAGGAAUGGAAUAAUCAGCAGAAGAAAUAGUGAACAUGAUUCAAGAUUUGGAUUAAGAUGGAUCUAGCUUGAUUGAUUUUGAAGAAUUUCUUAAUAUAUUUGGAUUUUCAGGCACAAUAGAAGAUGAACAAGUGCUUGAGAAGUUAUAUUAAGAAUUCGAUUCCUCUGGAUAAGGUAAAGUAGCUUACGAGGAUUUCAAGAGAAUUAAUGAUUUGGUUUCAGAAAGAUAUACAGAUCAAGAGUUAAGAGAAAUGGUUGAAUAUGCUGAUAAAGAUAAAGAUGGAUCAUUAAGUUGGGACGAAUUCAAAGCUGUUGUUCAAAAAGAAUACCCAAAUCAAGCAUGAUUAUGAUAAAUAAGAACAUAAUAUAUUUUCAUUUAUCUAUUUUUCCAA